This is a messenger RNA of Antrostomus carolinensis (chuck-will's-widow), 967 nucleotides long. RefSeq names its product mirror-image polydactyly gene 1 protein. NCBI's taxonomy places the organism in Eukaryota, Metazoa, Chordata, Aves, Caprimulgiformes, Caprimulgidae. The annotation marks the transcript as partial. The transcript has 8 exons. The record is from RefSeq and is a predicted model, not a curated record.
AAACAUGCAUCCUGGAACAGGAAAAAGAAGACUUCUGUGUUGAGUUUCAGUUUCAUCAGAAUUCUCAAAAAAACCCAGAAUUUUUCAUCCAGGCAGAAACCGAAGCACUGAAGCUUUCAGAUUUGCCAGUAACCAGUCAAAGAGGAGGAGCCACAAAUGAUUGUAACUUCAGUCCUGAAGAAUCAAGCACCAUAGAAAGAAAGGCUAACAGGAUGCUCCCUGAAUUUAUAUCCUCAUGGAAGGAUGAUGCAGAUUUAGGUGGAAAAACAGAAACUGCAUUCCUUUUAAAAGAAUUGGACAUUCUGAGGGCCAAAAAUAAAAAGCUUCAAGAUAAGCUGUCUGAAAAGGACAAGGAGAUGAAGACAAUAAAACUGGACUUAGAACUGCAAGAGAGAGCUACAGAAGCUAAGAUUGCAGAAAAGAUUGCAGGUCUGGUGGAAGAAGUUUAUUCUGCUCAACGGGAACGUGAUGAGGCUGUCAUGGCAAGGCUUAGGUUAGCCAAUGAAGAGAGAGACGAGGCAUUUCUACGACUCCAGCGUUUAGAAGAGUCUCUCAAAGAGCUAGAAAAUAUUAACCCUGAAGAAAAUGACAUGACAUUACAGGAAUUACUGAACAGAAUAAACAAUGCAGACACAGGGAUAGAUAUACUGAAGAAUGGAGCUAUAAUUCUGAAUCGAAUACACAAGACCAAAGAACGUAAAAAGAAAAUAAUAGCUGAAGAAAUGAAUGCAGUAAUAGAACAACGGGAUGCUGCUUUGUCUCAAUGCAAACGGCUAGAGCAGGAGCUUCAUCAUCUGAAAGAGCAGAACCAGACUUCAGCAAACAACACGAGACAUCUGACUGCUGAAAACAAUCAAGAACGUGCUCUGAAGGCCGAAUUGAUAGCUUUGCAACAAGAAAAAGAAGCUACUCUUCAACAGUGCAAAAAAUUACAAGAAGAAAUCCAGACAUUGCGUGUUUAUUACAG